Lachancea fermentati is the source of this 1074-nucleotide messenger RNA. The record is from the annotation of a GenBank genome assembly. NCBI's taxonomy places the organism in Eukaryota, Fungi, Ascomycota, Saccharomycetes, Saccharomycetales, Saccharomycetaceae.
AUGUCCUCCGAUUUCGCUGAAUUGGCGUAUGUCCCAGUUUCUGUUCAGCAACUGAUAAACUGCUCUUUUUCUAACUGGUACCCCAAAUUUAAGGAUUAUACCUGUAAAUCUGAAAUCAUCAAACCUCUUCCCCAAGAGUUCAUAGCAUACCUAGAGCAAGAUGGUAUCAGAUUAGCAAACGAGAACGAUGGAGGUUCAUUCUACUACAGUACAAUAGAACGUAAUGAAGAAAAUGAGUACAGCGACUGGGAAGAAAGCGAAAAGGACGGAGAGGAAGACAGAACUGAGAAUAACGAUCCUUUGACUCUCUUUCCAGAGCUGCAUAAGAGCAUAAAAAAUCUCAUUAACAAGCAUGGUGCAGUGACACCCAAGCUAAAUUGGUCUUCACCAAAGGAUGCAACAUGGAUUCUGCCGAACAAUACCCUCAAAUGCAACGAGCCCAACGACAUUUAUCUGCUACUAAAUUCCUCAAACUAUAUUACUCAUGACCUUGAUUCUGCUUUCGAUGAAUGUGAAGAUAAACAUGAGGGAGAAAAAUACGUUGAACCUGAGCUGAUACUAAGAUCGUGGUUUAAUAUAAACCCAGCCUUGGAGUUUCGAGUUUUUGUCAAGAAUAAAAAAGUAGUGGGUGUGUCUCAAAGAGAUUUAAAUUAUUACGAUUAUUUGGAACCACUGAAAGACACUUUCAAAGAUUUAAUUGAUGAAUUCAUUGAAGAUGUUGCCGUACCUACAUUUCCAGAUCAUUCGUUCGUUUGUGACCUUUACAUACCAAGGCCCUUUGAAAAAGUUUGGGUAGUAGAUUUCAAUCCUUUUGCCAGAAAAACGGAUUCUCUUUUAUUUUCUUGGAACGAAAUAUUUACUAAGAAUCCAGAAGAUGAUCAGGAUUAUGAACUCCGGCUAAUUAAGGAGCAUAAUAUCGGAAGAUUUGCUUCGAAAGAGCAUUCCGAAAAUUAUGUUCCUAAAGAUGUCACUGACGCUAGUUUCGACUCGCAGGCCAUUCAAGAACUCGCACGAAAAUGGUCAGAAUUGCUCAAAAUGCAGCAGGAUGAAAAGUCCAGUGAUGAUGAAGAAUAA